AUGGCAUUUUACUCCUUGAGUGAAGCCAAUUUCACUACCACCAACAUCUUGCCUCAUCUAAAGACUUCGCUUUCUGAAACUCUAAACCUCUUAUAUCCAAUUUCUGGUCGGAUCAAAGAUAACAUUUUCAUCGAUUGUUUCCAUGAAGGUGUGCCAUUUUUAUCGGCUCAAGCUGGUUGUCGAUUGUCCGAGUUUCUUAAGCACCAUGAGGUUAAGUCAUUGAACAAAUUGCUUCCAUGCCAACCUUUCUCCAAGGAAUUCAACAAUGAGGCUCCCCUCCUUGUGUGCCAAGUCACUAUUUUCGCUUGUGGUGGGAUAGCUCUAGGCGUUGCCUUUUCUCAUAAGAUUUUUGAUGCGGCAAUAAUUUUUCAUUUACUUGAUGUUUGGAGCAAAAUCGCUCGAGGAUCCCAUCAUCAUAAUGAUGGGUUUCAUGGUUUAGCCGAGGCAUCGAUGUUGUUUCCACCGAGAAAUGAAGUUGCACAAGAUUACUUGUCAAAGGUGGAAAACUUAUGGUUCACGGAACCUUAUAAUUCCAUUACAAUGAGAUUCACAUUUGAUGCCAAAUCCAUAGCUGAACUGAGGGCUAUUGCUAAAGGUGAACUCGAGGCUAUGCCGUCUAGGAUUCAAGCUGUAUUGGGUUUUAUCUGGAAACAUUCCAUGGCAGCAUCGAGGAUGAUCUCGGGAUCCUUUAAACCAUUUGUAUUGGCUCAAGCCGUGAGCCUUAGGCCAAGAAUGAACUCAAAUUUAUUACAAAAUUCGAUUGGAAACUUGUUUUGCUGGACACAUUGUGUUACAAAUCUUACCGGUCAGACCGACAUCGAACUAUUUGAGUUGAUCAAGUUGAUGAGAAAAUCCGUCGCGACUAUCAACGCUGAAUACUUGAAUGCAUUACAAGGAGAGAAAGGGUUUAAAAUCAUAGGUGAGUACAUUAAUCAGCUUGAAAACAUGUUUUCCUUUGAAAAGCCAGAUAUCUUUUCCUCAACAAGUUGGGUCAACAUCAAGUAUUACGAACUCGAUUUCGGAUGGGGCAACCCGCAAUGGGUUGCUCCGUUCGGGGAAGCCGGGUCUGAGUUCAAUAACAAUGUGGUUUUCAUCGAAACAAAGUGUGGCAAAGGCAUCGAAGCUUGGAUAACAUUGGAUGAAAAGAGAAUGCUUGUGUUGGAAAAAGAUGCAGAGUUCCUCAAUUUUGCAACUCCAAACCCUGAGAUUUCAAGCCUUUGA
Gossypium arboreum is the source of this 1221-nucleotide messenger RNA. RefSeq names its product stemmadenine O-acetyltransferase-like. NCBI's taxonomy places the organism in Eukaryota, Viridiplantae, Streptophyta, Magnoliopsida, Malvales, Malvaceae. The coding region runs from base 1 to 1221 and encodes 406 amino acids. The record is from RefSeq and is a predicted model, not a curated record. The transcript has a single exon.